AUGGUGAGCAACGGCACCAAGAGGUCCCGUUCCACCACCUCUGAGUGCUGGAAGGACUUUGAAAAGAUCUUCAAGGACAUCAAUGGGAAGAAGGUAAGGGUCUCUGCCAAGUGUAAUCAUUGUGGCAUUAUAUAUGUUGCUAGAUCUUCCAUUGGCACUGACCAUCUCAACAGGCAUAUUGAGAAAUGCCCAAACAGAAGGGCUAAGGUUCGUAAUUUCGAGUCUCUGAUCCAUUUCAACCCUGACAGUUCUGUCCGUCAAUGGGAUUACUCUGCUGAGGUAGUUCGUACUCAACUAUGUCGUUUGAUUGCUAGACUAGAUCUUCCUCUAUGUUUUGGUGCAUCUCCUGCUUUUGAAGAGUAUAUUAAACUUGCUCAUAAUCCUAGGUUUUCUGCUGUCUCUAUGCAAUCAACCACUAGAGAUAUGUGCAAGUACUUUACUGAUUGCCGUGCUAAGCUUAUUGAAUCAUUUGUUGCCGUUUCAUCUGUGUCUAUCACUUCUGAUAUCUGGUCUGAGAAGAGGUUAAUUGGUUUAAGGCUUAUUGAUGAAUCUCACUCUGGCCAGAACAUUUCUGACCGUGUGACUAGUGUGCUAGAGGAGUAUGGUUUGAUUUCAAAGGACCAAGAUUGUAACUUGUGCUACUGCUGCAUACAUGUUGUUGUCAAUGAUUUGGUGGCUGCUGGUUUGAAGACAUCAAAGGGAUUUAAGAAGCACCUUUUUAAUGGUUGUGCUAGGGUUAUCAAUGAGAAGUUCACCACAAGGAUCACUGGUGAGCAAGUUAAGAAUCAUUUGAAAACAUGGCAGAAAAGGUAUGCAAAGAUAAAUAGAUUGAAGAAGUUGAGUGGUGCCCUCUUUGAUGAAGAAAACUGCAUGAUUACACUAGAUGAGGAGCACUACAACGGCCAUGUCCAGGAUCACAAGUCUGAUGCUGAGUACUUGAACAAGCCCCUCUUGCACUAUAGAGAGAUGACGGCAAUAUUUGGCAAUACAAUGGCUACUGGAAAUUUUGCAAAAGACUCAAGUGCACCUCUAGGUAGAGAGGAUGAUGAGGGUGAAAGUCAAGAAGAGGGGGAUGAGGUUACUGGGCAUGGUCCAAGUGAGGGGCAUACCACUCAAGGGGCAACGUCUUCUGCUAGUAGACCUAGUAAGAAGCAAAAGAUAGCUGAAAUGGAGGAGGAUGGGCUGGUUGCCGCCUUCAAAAGUGUAGGUGAGAACCUUGCCGCUGCCAUAAAAAUGGUAGCUAAACCUGAUAAUGAGCUGCCACCUGACCUACACAUAUCUUUCUACUAUGCUCAUUUGGUGAGCAAUCCUCACAUUGGCAAAGCUUUCUAUAACUUGCCAUUCGAGCACAAGUUAAAUUGGGUCACAAUGUUCAUCGCUGAGAAGUUCCCUGGAAUGUAA
Molecule: messenger RNA, 1401 nt
Organism: Setaria italica (foxtail millet)
Lineage: Eukaryota; Viridiplantae; Streptophyta; Magnoliopsida; Poales; Poaceae
Exons: 5
Coding region: 1-1401 (466 amino acids)
Molecular function (GO): DNA binding
Source: RefSeq, a predicted model, not a curated record